UCUAUAGUGAUGCCUUCAGAUAAAGCCGCAGCUUUACCAUUUCCUACUUUUUAUCAGUAUGUUGUGUAGUGUGAAGAAUAUUAAGUGGCAUUUGAAACACCUUUUUUAACAAGUCCCCAUAGGACCUGCAAAGAAAUAGGAGUCACAAAGUGGCUAAAAAUAUUUUAUUUAAUUUUGUGCUCAAAGGAGAGAGGCAUCCCAGCUGCAGUCUGAAGUGAAGAUAAGGAAGUAAGAAAAUAAACUUCGCCUUGCUCGUAGAUAAGCUUCUAGGCAUAGGCACACAAUACGUCCUCCCCUUGUCUCCACAUUUACAGUAUUUUACUGCUUUAAAACUAUCUGAUGUGGUAAUAUGAUUUAAACAAACUAACCCUCUGAACUGAAUAUGCACUAGUAAUCACAAUAUCCUCUGAGAUAUUGAAGGCCUAAUUCUUAAAGCUAACCAUACAUAUAUAAAAACCUCAGGGGUCUCAAGCUCUGGAAUUAAAGCAGCAGUUAGUGUAGUUCCUUUCCAUGUCAGCUGAUAUUGUUGUGAACAUGCUUUUUUGCCUUCAAAUUGUAUUAUCUGCGAUUUUUUUAUUGCUUUGGGAGACAAGACAUCAUCAAAAACUUUGUUGACCAGUACGGGUAUCGAACCCGCGACCUUCGCGUUAUUAGCACGACGCUCUAACCAACUGAGCUAACCGGUCACGAUCACACUACCUCAAAGUAACGUAUAUAAUCCCAGCAUAAUAUGACACUAUCGAAAGUAGAAACGCUAAGAAAAGACAACGGAAAGUGAAAGUAAUUUAGGUUAAAGACUACUCACCCACGAUAAGAGCCUUUGGUCUUGAAGAGCAUCCCUUGUUAAAUAAAGAUGUCGCUGCGAUUCUUUGGCUGGGAGGUGACCUACGAUGAUGAAUCUCCUCGUUUGGAGCUGGGGGCUUCUCAGCAGCCCCAAGACAAAGGCAUCUACAAAAUGUACCAUGGCACCAGCGUCGCCAACGCACGGCUCAUCAUUACCAAUGGCUUUCAGCAGUCAUCAGGUGGCAUGUUGGGCAAGGGCGUGUAUGUCAGUCGAGAUCAGAAAAAGGCGGAACGUUAUCCUUUAAAUAACAACCAUUCAGACAAAGUGGCCCUUGAGUUACGUGUGCGUUUGGGUCGUGUCAAGCGCAUUGACACAGACAACCAUCCCAUGCAGUACACCUGGAGCACGCAGGGCUACGAUACCGCUUGGGUGCCUCCGAACUGUGGCAUGAAAGCAGUGCCCAGUGGCCUAGAGGAGGACUGUGUGUCCGACCCCCAAAGAGUGAAGGUGGUAGGCAUCGCAAAGGCUCCAAACACCGUGCUGGCAGAGCUUCAGAAGCUAGUGGCUGAUAGUCUAACAAAUCCCAGCGCAAGAGAUGAUGGUGCUCCGGAUGCCUGUUCACUUUGUAAGAGAAAGACCCAGCAGGGCUCUCCACACAUCAAGCAACCGUGUUGGGGCUGUGGGCAAAACAUCUGCACGCUCAUGACCAAGCAUGUCUGCUCAGCUAGCAACUGAGAGGGUGAAACAAGUAGAUCCACGUCCAAAAUGGCCUUGUAAUGUGGUGGAGAGAAAACCAUAUUUAGAAAAACUAAGAGUAAAAUUCAAAGCUCAGGGUGUGACCAUACUUUUCAAACAUGAGUCAACGUUUCUACUUUCCUUCCCCCAUGUUCAAACCUUUUUCACUUCCUCAAACGAACAUCUGUAACUUGCUACAGUAGCUACUUUGUGUUCAUACUGAAGUUCAAUAUGAUCUAUUUUGAAAUGUAUUCUUGACAAAUCGGUAAGCAUAACAAUUAUAUGCAAUCAAGACGAGACAAUCGUUUAGUUCAAGCAAGAUGCCUUUAUUUCAAUCUGAACAUGGACAUCAGUUACUUAAAGUGAAUUUCAUUUUGAAGUAAUAUGCGAUAAAGAUCAUGAUUUUUGCUGAAUGUAUUUGAUAUCCUGAAUGCUGUAUAAUGUUAAACCAAAGAACCAUGUAAAGACAAUAAACAUUGUGAUAUCUGA
Trematomus bernacchii (emerald rockcod) is the source of this 2008-nucleotide messenger RNA. RefSeq lists its product as uncharacterized. The transcript has 2 exons. NCBI's taxonomy places the organism in Eukaryota, Metazoa, Chordata, Actinopteri, Perciformes, Nototheniidae. Gene Ontology annotation, molecular function: NAD+ poly-ADP-ribosyltransferase activity. Bases 854 to 1519 code for a protein of 221 amino acids. Gene Ontology annotation, cellular component: cytoplasm. The record is from RefSeq and is a predicted model, not a curated record.